Molecule: messenger RNA, 2207 nt
Organism: Vicia villosa (hairy vetch)
Lineage: Eukaryota; Viridiplantae; Streptophyta; Magnoliopsida; Fabales; Fabaceae
Exons: 6
Coding region: 50-652 (200 amino acids)
Biological process (GO): tRNA metabolic process
Cellular component (GO): cytoplasm
Molecular function (GO): D-tyrosyl-tRNA(Tyr) deacylase activity
Source: RefSeq, a predicted model, not a curated record
AUUGAAAAAAAGGAAAAAGAUAUUUUCAACAACAACAAUUAAAAUAAAAAUGCAGUUGCAAACCCAAUCGCUGUGGCCGUGUAGAUUUGUAGGCAACAACAACACCAGAAUCAGAACAACACUUCCAAACAACAAGAGAAGAACUUCGAAGUCACUGCGACUCAGAGCAAUGCGAGCGGUGGUUCAGCGCGUGGCCUCUGCAUCCGUCGAAGUCGAAGGCCGCAUCGUAUCGGAAAUCGGUCCCGGCCUUCUCGUUCUCGUCGGAAUUCACGAUUCCGACUCCGAUGCCGAUGCUGAUUACAUAUGUCGAAAGGUGUUGAACAUGAGGUUAUUUACAAAUGAAGAUAGUGGCAAAGCAUGGGAUCACAGUGUCAUGCAGAAAAAUUAUCAAGUCUUACUUGUGAGUCAGUUUACGUUGUAUGGAAUCUUGAAGGGUAACAAGCCAGACUUCCACGUUGCAAUGGCGCCUCAAAGAGCCAAGCCCUUCUAUGCAUCUAUAGUCGACAAGUUUAGGAAUGCUUAUAACUCUGAUGCAAUCAAGGAUGGUGUAUUUGGAGCUAAGAUGAAGGUAAGUUUGGUUAAUGAUGGACCGGUUACCAUGCAGCUUGAUUCACAGUCAUCCAAAAAUACAGUUGCUGAAGCUGAAUGUUGAUUGGAGGUUGAUCUGACUUGAUGAGCAUGAAUUUGAAUUCUGACCAUUUUGUCAACAAGACCACAUGUAAGACAUUAUUUUUAGUGUAUUCUACUUGAAGCUUUUUGUUACUGAUGUAGUAAAAUUAUCAUUUCAUAAGCUCAAAGAAUGGUUAUGUUUGUCUUUUUCCGUUCUGGGAGCGUGGAACAGUGUCGGUUGUUAUAACUUAUGUGCCCUUGGAGAACCAGAGAAAAGGGUGUCUAUAAUUAUUUAAUUAUCAUUCUUUUUGCAUAUUCUGGAUAAUUGUCUGUUACCCUGUCUGAUGGUCUAUUGAUCUUAUGCCGUGUUAUACUGAUAACAUGAUUUGGCAUCACUGUAGAUUGUUCACACUGUAGGCCAAGAGCUAUAUGCAUUUCCCCAGAGCUAAAAACACGCCAUUAUGAUUAAAUGAUGUUCCAUAUCAAUGUCUGGAACAAACUUAGCAUCUAGUAACCAACUUUAUGAUAAAAAAACCUUAAUGAUAGUGAGAACGGAAGAAAAGAGGCUAAGUUGUUUGCACUGAAGUCGAGUCAUCAUAACAACUAAGUGGCCAUUUCAUAUCCCUUACAUCCCUAGAAUAUCAAGCCAGAAGCCCCAUUUAUUAACUUCUCCUUAUGAUUAGAAUUUAGAAGUGCUCAAAAAGGAAAUGCUUAUUAUGCUCUUAUUUUAUGUAUUACUGUUUAAGGGGCUUUUUGCUUGGUUUGGGUCUCGAAAUGACCAUUAGGAUCCCAACAUAGAAGUUAAAUUUAUAACCAUGUGGUGACUAAGAUUCGGGGUUUCAAUAGUUUCAACAUGAAAGAUAGUUCAUGACGAAUUUGCUAAAUACCUAUGAUUUUCCCAUAACAAAAACAAAACGAUACUCAGUAAUCAUAUCCAAAAGUUUCAAAUCAGUAGCAAGCUAAAGAUUAUUCAAUAAAAGAAAAAACUAAAGAGGAAGAAAAAGAGAGACUAGUUGAACAAGUAAGGAUUCUUAAGCAUGUUAAGUACACCAACACGGUUCAAUUAGUUAAUCAUUAAACAUAAUCCUAUAAUUUAUAGCAAUAGAGGAAUUCAUCAUCCAGUUAAGCUGAAUUGAAAUCAAAGUAACUUAAAACUUUAGAAUAGAGGAAUCACAUCAGAUCAAACUCAUAAAUUAGAAUGAACGAAACCUACAUCAAACUCACAUAUGGCGCGUGUGACAUGUGUUGUUUCAACUUUGAGUUUGAACAACUUUGAUUUAAGAAAGGAUUUGAACGAAGAUCAACACUGUGUGUGUAUGUGUGGCUCGUGGUUUAGAUUUCAAAGCAGAGGUGGAAGAUAUGGGAACAACACGCUUGGUGGUUUGUGCUUUCUUGCUAUUAUUUUGGAAGUGUUUUCUUGUUUUAUUAUUGUUUUAACUUCAAGAAAAAAAAUUAAAGAAUGUUAUUCAAAAAAGAAAGCAAAGAUUAAAAAAAAUGAAAGUAUAUUUUGUUAAUUAUUUAAUUUGUCUUAGCAAAUAGUACUCCUUCCGUUUUUUAUUAUAACUCGUUUUAGAUUUUUCACACAGAUUAAAAAAUAU